AUGGCUCAGUUCCAGCAGGACACCAGAGCAGACAUGAAAGAUAUGGAGGUUCGAAUAAGCCAAAUGGCAACUGCCAUCAAUCGCCUGGAAUCCCAUGCUCAUGGGAAAUUGCCAUCGCAACCCGAGGUAAAUCCCAGGAAUGUGAGUGCCAUGACACUGAGGAGUGGCAAGGAAUUGGAGGAAUCUAAAGUGGAGAAUGCGAAAAGCAAAAGCGAGGAGGAAAUAGAAAAAGAAAUUGAAGAGGAAGGACGCAUUCGCGAGGAUCCUAAGGUACCAUUCACUCCUCCACCCCUUAUUAAAUCUAACUUACCUCCCUUUCCUUGCAGGUUGGAAAAGACAAAGAAGGUAGAGAAGGAAAAAGAGGUUUUGGAUGUGUUUCGAAAAGUGGAGAUCAACAUCCCCUUGCUGGAUGCAAUCAAGCAGAUAUCGAAGUACGCCAAGUUUUUGAAAGAUUUGUGCACCCACAAAAGGAAGCUAAGGGGUGACGAAAGAGUAGCGGUGGGAGAAAACGUGUCAUCUAUACUCCAAAAGAAACUCCCACCAAAUUGUGGAGACCUAGGUAUGUUCACCAUUCCCUACAAAAUAGGAGGUACCCCAAUUAGGAAAGCGAUGUUGGAUUUGGGGGCGUCAAUUAAUGUUAUGCCUAAGACAAUUUAUGUCUCCUUUAAUCUUGGGCCAUUAAAAGGCACGGAUAUUAUAAUCCAACUAGCAGACCGUACCAACGCUUACCCAGAGGGGUUAGUUGAAGAUGCUUUGGUACAGGUCAAUGAGUUAGUCUUUCCUACAAAUUUUUAUGUCCUAGAUAUGGGGGAUGAGAGGUCAUUAAAUCCGUCACCUAUUUUGCUAGGUAGACCAUUUUUAAGCACUGCUAGGACAAAAAUAGAUGUGAAUGAGGGUACUUUGUCGAUGGAGUUUGAUGGUGAAAUUGUAAAUUUCAAUAUCUUUGAUGCGAUGAAAUACCCGGAUGAGGCUAACUCUGUUUUUGCUUUGAGUGUUAUUGAACCCCUUAUACAGGACACAUUUGAAUUGGAUGGGGAUGAUGCACUGGCAGUGGCAUUGGCCAGACAUCUUGAGAUGGGAGCAACUCUUGAUGUAGAAAUAAGUGAUGAGUUAUACCGAGCAGUUGAAGCACUGCAUUCGCUCCCAUCACUUUCUCCAAGGUAUGAGCUUACUUUUCUCUUUAUAUCGGAAACUCAGGCGAAAUUGUUGCCUUCUGUUGUGCAGGCACCUGAGUUGGAGCUCAAGCCUCUCCCAAAGCACUUGAAGUAUGCAUUUCUCGGAGACAAUGAGACGCUACCAGUCAUCAUAUCUUCUCACCUGUCACCAAGGCAAGAAGACAACCUUAUUCGUCUUCUUCGAGAUCAUAAGGAGGCGAUUGGGUGGAGCAUAGCAGACAUCAAGGGAAUUAGCCCCUCCUUGUGCAUGCAUCGGAUCCGGCUUGAGGAUGAUGCAAAGCCGGUAAGACAGGCGCAACAGAUAUUGAACCUACUAAUGAUGGAAGUGGUAAAGAAGGAUAUACUUAAACUACUGGAAGUAGGAAUCAUUUUCGCCAUCUCAGACAGUCCAUGA
Messenger RNA from Coffea arabica (coffee), 1569 nucleotides. RefSeq lists its product as uncharacterized. Lineage: Eukaryota; Viridiplantae; Streptophyta; Magnoliopsida; Gentianales; Rubiaceae. The record is from RefSeq and is a predicted model, not a curated record.